This is a messenger RNA of Megalopta genalis, 3419 nucleotides long. It is a transcript of the gene SdhA, whose product is annotated as succinate dehydrogenase, subunit A (flavoprotein). Gene Ontology annotation, cellular component: respiratory chain complex II (succinate dehydrogenase). NCBI's taxonomy places the organism in Eukaryota, Metazoa, Arthropoda, Insecta, Hymenoptera, Halictidae. The record is from RefSeq and is a predicted model, not a curated record. Gene Ontology annotation, molecular function: succinate dehydrogenase (quinone) activity; flavin adenine dinucleotide binding; electron transfer activity. Gene Ontology annotation, biological process: mitochondrial electron transport, succinate to ubiquinone; tricarboxylic acid cycle.
GGUACGGUAGAAACGCGGGUUCGGCCGAGUGGUGCGCGGAACCGUUGUAAAAUUAAAAAAAAAGAAAAACAGAAAAACGACGAGAUAGCCGUGUCGGUUACGUGACGCUGCGUCGAGAUGAGCGGGUUACUGAAGCUGUCGCCUUUGCUCGCGAGAAAUACUCGCGCGACAUCGUUGAAUAACUUGGGCCUACCAGUUCUUACAAACCGUAAAUUCCAUUAUACACCAGAUGGUAAAGCAGCAAAAACAUCAGACGCUAUUUCCAAACAAUAUCCCUUGGUGGACCAUACGUAUGAUGCUGUUGUCGUGGGUGCUGGUGGAGCAGGAUUGCGUGCUGCCUAUGGUUUGGUUGCAGAAGGCUUCAAAACAGCUGUUGUUACCAAAUUAUUUCCAACAAGAUCGCACACGGUUGCUGCUCAAGGUGGUAUCAAUGCAGCUUUGGGUAAUAUGGAAGAUGAUAACUGGCAAUGGCACAUGUAUGAUACCGUCAAGGGAUCUGACUGGCUUGGUGACCAGGAUGCUAUUCAUUACAUGACUCGUGAGGCCCCAAAGGCAGUCAUUGAACUGGAAAACUGUGGCAUGCCUUUCAGUCGAACCACCGAUGGUAAGAUUUACCAACGUGCUUUUGGCGGGCAGUCCCUAAAGUUUGGGAAAGGUGGUCAAGCUCACAGGUGUUGCUGUGUAGCUGAUAGAACGGGUCAUUCUUUGCUUCACACUUUGUACGGUCAGUCAUUAAGCUACGACUGCAAUUACUUCGUUGAAUAUUUCGCUCUGGACUUGCUUAUGGAGGGUGGAGAAUGUAGAGGCAUAAUCGCUCUGAACUUGGAAGAUGGUACUCUCCAUCGUUUUCACGCUAAGAACACAGUAUUAGCCACAGGAGGCUAUGGACGCGCGUACUUCUCCUGUACAUCCGCCCACACGUGCACCGGAGACGGUACUGCGAUGGUAUCUAGAGCGAAUUUGCCAAAUCAGGAUUUGGAAUUCGUACAGUUUCAUCCAACCGGAAUCUACGGCGCUGGUUGUCUCAUCACAGAAGGUAGCCGCGGCGAGGGAGGCUACCUCGUAAAUAGUGCAGGUGAAAGGUUUAUGGAACGUUAUGCGCCAGUCGCGAAAGAUCUCGCCUCUAGGGAUGUAGUAUCUAGGUCUAUGACUAUUGAAAUCCGGGAAGGCAGAGGGGUCGGUCCUGAGAAAGAUCACAUCUUCUUGCAACUUCAUCACUUGCCACCUGAACAGCUGGCAGCCAGAUUACCCGGUAUCUCGGAAACGGCAAUGAUAUUUGCAGGAGUCGAUGUAACGAGAGAACCUAUCCCUGUCAUUCCAACGGUACAUUAUAACAUGGGAGGAGUACCAACGAACUAUAAAGGGCAGGUUUUAAUAAGAACGAAUAACGAGGACACAGUUGUACGUGGACUUUAUGCUUGCGGAGAGUCCGCUUGCGCAUCCGUUCAUGGUGCUAAUCGUCUCGGUGCUAAUUCACUGCUGGAUUUAGUCGUCUUUGGACGUGCUUGUGCUAAGACAAUUGCAGCAGAAAACACACCCGGACAAGCUAUUGGACCACUUAAACCUAAUGCCGGCGAAGAGACUGUGGCUAAUUUAGAUGCGAUCAGAAAUGCAAAUGGUAGCAUUGCUACCGCAGACUUGAGACUAAGUAUGCAAAAGACUAUGCAGACCCACGCGGCUGUAUUUAGAACGUCUGAAACGUUGCAAGAAGGAUGCCAGAAGAUGUCUGUUCUUUACAAGAAAUUGAAUGAUCUUAAAGUGUCCGACAAAUCAAUGAUAUGGAAUUCCGACCUCGUGGAAACCCUCGAAUUGCAAAACUUAAUGAUAAAUGCAAUGCAAACGAUAGUAGGCGCCGAGAAUAGAAAAGAAAGCCGUGGCGCGCAUGCGCGUGAAGAUUUCAAAGAUAGAAUCGACGAAUACGAUUAUAGCAAGCCGACAGAAAACCAACAACCAAAACCGCUAGAACAACAUUGGCGGAAGCACACACUUACGAAGAUUGAUCUGAGAACAGGAAAUGUGUCGAUUGAUUACAGGCCAGUAAUAGAUAACACUCUAGACAAAAAUGAAUGUACGACGGUCCCACCCGCGAUUCGUUCCUACUAGAUUCAUUUUCAAAGUAAAUAUGUACAAUUUUUAGCUAUCCCUUAACCCUUCCAUUAUUAAAUUUCUUUUCGGUCAUACCACGUUUUACUAAAUUCGUUGUUGGUACGACAUUUUCAUUUCUACAGAGGAAGGACGACGAGGCAAAGUUACCGAUAUUCUAUCAUUAUGAUGCAGCAGCUUAUUUAUUAUGCACGUGAAUCACGUCGUGCACCAAAGUUUAAUUCUUGUCAAAUACUUGCACGCGUUGCGAGCGAGAUUAGUUGUCCUUGUAGGAUGAAUGGUGCUGAGAUUGUCUAUUAUCUCAAAGAAGAGUUUGAUCGAUCUCUUAGCGAAAUCAGUGCUACCUUUAUUAUGUAACUAAUAGUAAAAUAUUAGCGUGAUUCAGGCAGCAAAUUCACGCACAGAUCUUUUAAGGAGGAACGUUCUCCCCCCCAGACCUGUAUACAAAGUAUUCAACACUGUUGUUUAUAAAUCUCUGCGGAGCUAUCUGUCGUUUGUUGGCUUUAUAAACUUAAUAAUACGUAUACUCAGUAAUACGGUAUACUCAAUAAAAAAAAAAAAAAAUAAGAAUUCUUUCAACGAAAGAUUUUGUACUGUGAAUUAUGAGCUAGUACUCCCUAAAAGGUUGUGUAAAAGCAGUUCGCUACUUUUAUUGCGGCUGAAUACUUAACAUGUUAAUGGGUCAAUAUCGAAACAGGUUCAACGAACAGCAAUAAGUAGAUUUAAUAAUUUAUACUACAACCAGUUCAGUAUUUUAUGUCAAUAAAUUUCAUUUUUCUCCCCGAUAUUAUUACGGAACGACAGUUGUUUAUACUAGUUCAAGAACUCAUAUUAUUUAUUUUCACCGUUCCGCAGUACCAAUGUUUCUCGUACUUUCGUCGGUAAAAAGAUCUGUUUCUAUGUUGCCUGUUGAACUUAUGUAUUGAUGAUGUACCAUGUCGUGUAUUUUCCAAAUACGCGCAAGUGAAUAAUCUCAAAUUGAAAGUACAGUAGAACUCCAUUUAUAUGAACCUGUCGGCAGACAUGUUGGUUCACAAUCAGAUGGUUCAUAUCAUCAAUACUAUACAUAUAAUACACUCAAUAGAAAUUUGUGUUCAUAUAAGAGGAUCCCGUUCAUGAUAAAAUUCAGUUAAACAAAUAUACAUCACAUAAAUACACAUUACUCUACUAAAAUUUAGUUCAUAUAAACAGAAUUCCACUGUACAUCCAUGAGAUGUCGUGUACUUAAAUUCAAUCUUUGCGGACACGCUCCAUACCAUGAUAAGAAGUGUACAUAAUAUUGUCAAUAAAAGAACGAGCAUUCGUAUAGCCUUUUA